AUGUCACGCGCGGGAAACUACUUCAAGACGGCCCAGGCCAUCGUCAAUCAGCUGGCUGGCGAGAAGCCCCACUCAUCCAUCACGGACUGGGUCGAGGUCCUCAGUUCGGACAGGUACAACACGACAUCUCUCGACGGUAUCCCCGAGCUGGUCGAGAGUGUGAACCUCCAAGGCCCACAAGGUACCACGGAGGCGAGUCGUGCUAUCCGGAAGAAGCUGAAGUAUGGCAACUCGCAUCGACAGAUCCGUGCGCUCGUCAUCCUGCGUGCCCUCACCGAGAAUUGCGGACAUGGCUUCAGGCUGAACUGGGCCAACGAGCAGCUCAUGGAGAGACUCAAGAUUAUGGCCACUGACAAUCUACUCGACCCUAAGGUUAAGAAGCAGCUAAUCCUCGUCUUCCACGCGUGGUCGAUUCAGUAUGCGGAUGAGCCGCGCAUGCGCGAGGUUGCUGGACUGUACGGCCAGUACUCAGGACGACGCCCCGCUGGGCAUGCCAAGAAGGACUCCUUCUCUGCUCAGAAGGCAGCGACGUCGACUCCGUUUGAUGACUCCAACGACAUCUACUCGCACGACUGGAACCCAACUACCAAGGGUGCCGAUACAUACACGGACCUCUCCUCUGCACGGGCGGAGGCUGAGAGCCGCAAGGCAGAGCGCGAGCAACGGAUGCUCAUGGAGAGGAAGGAAGCCGAAAUCGAACGUCGAGAGCGCGAGCUACAACGCAGGCAAGAGAUGGCCGACAUUGAGGCUCGCCGACGACGUGAAGCCGAAGCCGAGGCCGAAAAGCGCCGUAAAGCGAAGGAGGACCGCAAGAAGGGCAAACUUCCCAAGACCGUGCGACCGCGAUUCAAUUUCGAGAAGGAGAAGCCGGCAAUCAUGCAGUCGGUAGCGACUGCUAUCCAGUCAGCCAGCAGCCUUGUGAACGCGUGUCGCCUCGUGAAUCGCGAGACCGAAAACGUAACUCAGAACCCCAACGUUCAGGACAAGCUCGACAAGGCGAAGGCUGCCCGUCGCACUGUGGUACGCUACAUUCAGCAAGUCACUGACGAGGAAUACGUCGGUACCCUGCUCGACGCAAACGAAAAGAUUGUGGAGGCUAUCCAGCUUUAUGACAAGGUACGCAAAGAACAGAAGGGUCGAUCUCCCACACGGCAAAUUGAGAAGAGAUCGAGCAAAACAGGAAGGCGAAUGUCUCAGCAAUCCCCUCCCCUAGAAGUCGAUGACCCCUUCCCCGUGGGCUCCCGGUCCAGCUCCCCAAACUCUAUGAAAGCAUUGUCUAAGCCUGCGGCUCUUGACUCGGACAGCGAGCACGAGGUGCAGGCCAAGUUUGACGAGUAUGACCCCAACGAGGCAGAACCUGAACAGGUGGAGCGCAUCCGUCGCCGCCUAGAGGCUCAAAAGCUGGAAGCUAAUAGGACUGGUGAGCUCCAGAACCUCCAGGAGCAGCAGAAGCUCGAGUCGCAAAAGAUGCAGGCCCGUGCUCUCCGCCGCAACAACACCGGCAACACCGGAUCGGCAUCAACGCCCUCGGGCCCCACGCCCGCAACCACAAACACGUUCCAGGAUCUCCAGGAUCUUGACUUCGGAGCUGUAAAUCCUCACCUCCCGCCUCCCAUGCGACCGGACUCGGAUGACGACGCGUACUCCGGAGGAUCGCUGUCCGACUUUAGUGACUACGACAGCAGUGAUGAGGAGUACCGCCGCGGACACAGCCGCCAGAACUCUCGUGCCGCGAACUCGCGGACCCACUCGCGCCACAACAGCGACUUCGACCCGUACGGUUCUAGCAGCAGGCACCCGGACCCGGCGGGCUACGCUGCGCUCGAGGAGGAGGGCGGCAAGCAAGGCCUCCUUUCUGCCGAUGAUCCGUUCGGCGACCCGUUCGGGGACGACAACGCGGCGCGCACUCCGCAGCACGAGAGGCAGAGGAUGGAGUGUAAGUGUGGUUUUGAGAUUGCCGCCAUUGCUGACCCGUAG
This is a messenger RNA of Trichosporon asahii var. asahii CBS 2479, 1977 nucleotides long. RefSeq lists its product as uncharacterized. Gene Ontology annotation, biological process: endocytosis; actin cortical patch localization; actin filament organization. The transcript is spliced from 5 exons. Lineage: Eukaryota; Fungi; Basidiomycota; Tremellomycetes; Trichosporonales; Trichosporonaceae. The coding region runs from base 1 to 1977 and encodes 658 amino acids. Gene Ontology annotation, molecular function: phosphatidylinositol binding; ubiquitin binding. The record is from RefSeq and is a predicted model, not a curated record. Gene Ontology annotation, cellular component: actin cortical patch.